Nymphalis io (European peacock) is the source of this 1221-nucleotide messenger RNA. Its product is annotated as cytochrome P450 6a2-like. The transcript has 3 exons. The record is from RefSeq and is a predicted model, not a curated record. NCBI's taxonomy places the organism in Eukaryota, Metazoa, Arthropoda, Insecta, Lepidoptera, Nymphalidae. Gene Ontology annotation, molecular function: monooxygenase activity; iron ion binding; oxidoreductase activity, acting on paired donors, with incorporation or reduction of molecular oxygen. The coding region runs from base 1 to 1221 and encodes 406 amino acids.
AUGCUACUGUUCCCUGAUGAGCCGUACAUCGGGGUCUAUUUUGGUACAGCACCAGCUCUCGUCAUCAAGGAUCCUAAAAUAUUAAAACUGGUGUUGACACAAGACUUCUAUUACUUUAAUGGUAGAGAAAAUACAGACCACGCUAACAGAGAGCCAAUUACAACGAAUUUGUUUUCGAAUGGAGGUGAUCAUUGGAAAGUGUUACGACAGAAUUUAACUCCACUUUUUACAUCUGCAAAGUUAAAGAAUAUGUUCCCAACUAUCAAAGAGUGUGCUGAGGAAAUGGACCCGUACCUUAAGGAUGAAAUACAAAUUUCGGGGAAUAUUAACAUAAAAUCCUUGUUGGCUAGAUAUUCGAUGGAAUGUAUUAUUAGAUGUGUUUUUGGUCUAAGAGCGAACACUAUGAAGAGAGAUGCAGCUAUUAAUCCAUUCGUUACUAUAGCAGAAGAAAUAAAUUCAUCACCAACUAGAGCUGCCUUGAAAAACAUUGGCCGAUCUAUGUGGCCCGAUUUAUUUUACGCAUUGGGUUUGCAUUUGUUCGAUGACAAAUUUGAAAAAUUCUUCUACCGCUUAUUCACCGGAGCUCGUAAAAAUCGUUCCACUGAGACAACUAUAAAGAACGACUUCGUCGAUCUUAUUCUGGGCUGGGAAAAAAAACAAUACAUAACCGGAGACAGUUUUAGAAAUAACCAAACGAAUGACAAGAAGAUAGAAAGAAUUGAAGUGAAUGAAGACUUACUUGUGGCACAAUGCACUUUAUUCUUCGUAGCUGGAUUCGAAACAACAUCGUCCACAAUGAAUUACCUUCUGUAUGAACUGGCAAAAAAUAAACAAGCCCAAGAACGACUCAUAGAAGAAGUAGAUGCAUACUUUAAUAAACAUGGUGAUAUUAAGUACGAAUGUUUGUCCGAAUUGCCAUAUAUUGAAGCAUGUAUUGAAGAAGCACUUCGUCUUUACCCGGUGUUACCUGUCGUCACCAGGGAAGUGAUGAAUAACUACACGCUGCCAACUGGGCUGCGCCUACAGAAGGGUGAUCGUGUGCAUAUACCUAUUGAUUACAUCCAACGGCACCCAGAGAAUUACCCAGAUCCCACGGCAUACCGUCCCGAACGAUUCUUUGGAGACGAGAGGAAGAAAAUCAAACCAUACACCUUCAUGCCAUUCGGUGAAGGUGGAAGAGUGCCCGUUUUGCAAGAAUGGUUAUGUACGCUGGGCUCUUGA